AUGUUCUUAAUAGCUUGGGGAUUGUGGCAUCAGAGAAACCAGAUGAUCCAUGAAGAUGUGGUCAUACCAGCAUUACAAGUUGCUGAAGCGGCCCUAUCCUCCCACAUAACUCACUUGCAGGCUCUGACUUCUCAAGGACCCAGGGAUGCUUGUCGCUGGGUGGCCCCUGAACCUGGGUUUCUGAAGCUAUAUGUGGAUGGGGCUGUUUUUGCAAAUCAAAGAAGCUCUGGUGUGGGCCUUAUUCUGAGAAACUCAAAGGCUGAAAUCAUCUUCUCAACUAGUAAAAAAGAAAAUGAUGUCAAAGACCCUAUUGAAAUAGAGAUGCUAGCAAUUUUAAGAGGCCUCCAGUUCUGUUUUCCCCUUGGUAUCUCUCAUUUGGUUAUUGAAAGUGACUCCUUACUAAUGGUGAAUGAAGUGCAAAGUGACUCCAUAUCAAGAUCCCUCCACGGCAAUCUGGUGCAACAAAUUAAGCAGCUAAUGUUAAGAUUUCCUUGUUGUUCUAUUCAACACAAUAGCCGAUUAGGCAAUGGUGCAGCCCAUGGGUUGGCUAAACUUGCAUGGAAUAUAGAUGAUCUGAUAACUUGGUGGGGUUCUUGUUCUUAUUGUAUUGAACAAGUUGUUUGGUCAGAUUCUAUGUUGUAA
Molecule: messenger RNA, 642 nt
Organism: Juglans regia (Persian walnut)
Lineage: Eukaryota; Viridiplantae; Streptophyta; Magnoliopsida; Fagales; Juglandaceae
Exons: 1
Coding region: 1-642 (213 amino acids)
Molecular function (GO): RNA-DNA hybrid ribonuclease activity; nucleic acid binding
Source: RefSeq, a predicted model, not a curated record